Messenger RNA from Acomys russatus (golden spiny mouse), 2237 nucleotides. It is a transcript of the gene Pigv, whose product is annotated as phosphatidylinositol glycan anchor biosynthesis class V. The coding region runs from base 593 to 2071 and encodes 492 amino acids. Gene Ontology annotation, biological process: GPI anchor biosynthetic process. The record is from RefSeq and is a predicted model, not a curated record. Gene Ontology annotation, molecular function: alpha-1,6-mannosyltransferase activity; GPI mannosyltransferase activity. NCBI's taxonomy places the organism in Eukaryota, Metazoa, Chordata, Mammalia, Rodentia, Muridae. Gene Ontology annotation, cellular component: mannosyltransferase complex; endoplasmic reticulum membrane. The transcript has 4 exons.
CCCCGCCCCUCCGCCAUUGCGGCCUCCGGCGCCGCCUCUUCCUCUGCGGCCUCCGGCCCUCGUCUGCUUCCGGCCCUGUUGCCUGGCCCGGCCCCGCGCGGUUCCCUCGGGACGAAGCCCUGGGCUGUGGCUCCCUUGGGGUGAGGGUCGAUAUCCCAUCCCGGGGACGAACUGUGUCCGCAAAGUGCAGGCUGGAACGGGUUCCCUGCACCGAGGGGCUUAGCAGAAGGGGGCCGCGAGGCCUCUGGGGCAGAGUGCAUCACCCCAUUGAGGAUGCUUAGCCUUACCCAGAGAGUCCAGGACCCCAGUUCAGCAGGCUUUCCCAGAUAGCCCCCCAUCACCGUACGCUUUCAGCAACAACGUACGCUGUCGUUGGAAGAAGUACGGGCUAGGCCUUGGAGACAUGGGUUGUCCUGUCCGGAAAGGAAUACAUACCCUUUGUGCUUUCUGGCAAAACGCGCUCGUGACAUUGGCGAUAAGGUUUAGAACGCCGAGCAUGAGGCGCUUGACGUGGUGGGCGUGUCGCUCCUCAGUUUUCACAUCCAUAAAAUGGCGAUGAAGCCUGAGGAAGCUCAGUCCUGAUGGUGUGAGGAUGUGGGCCCUGGACCCUUACCAGAAAGAGGUGCUGAGGUUUGCAGUGAGCUGCCGUGUCCUGACUCUAGCGUUACAGGCACUCUUCAACACCAUCAUCCCAGACCACCAUGCAGAUGCCUUUUCUCCUCCCCGCCUGGCCCCCUCCGGCUCUGUGGAUCAGCUUAUAGAAGGUUUUCUGGGUGGUCUGUCUCGUUGGGAUGCAGAACACUUCCUGUUUAUUGCUGAGCAUGGCUACCUUUAUGAGCACAACUAUGCCUUCUUCCCUGGCUUCCCCUUGGUCCUGCUGAUGGGAACUGAACUGUUGAGACCCUUGCAGGGCCUCUUGAACCAGCGCAGUUGCCUGCUGGUCUCAGUAGCACUUCUCAACUUCCUGUUCUCUGUGCUGGCUGCAGUCACACUUCACGACUUGGGUUGUCUGGUUUUGCAGUGUCCCCGCCAAGCCUUUAUUGCAGCGCUGCUCUUCUGCCUCAGCCCUGCCAAUGUUUUCUUGGCAGCUGGCUACUCAGAAGCUUUGUUUGCCUUCCUAACAUUUAGCGCCAUGGGGCAGCUGGAGAGGGCCCGGGGCUGGGCUAGUGGGCUGCUCUUUGCUCUUGCCACUGGUGUGCGCUCCAAUGGGCUGGUCAGUGUUGGCUUCCUCUUGCAUUCUCAGUGCAGAGGCUUUUUUUCUUCUCUUGUGGUACUGAACCCCUGGAAACAGCUCAUCCAGCUGCUGGCCUCUCUGUGCUUGUCAGUGCUCACAGUCAGCCUACCCUUUGCCCUCUUUCAGUAUUAUGCCUACACCCAGUUCUGUUUACGAGGCUCAGCCCACUCCAUUCCUGAGCCCUUGGUACAGUUAGCUGUGGACAAAGGCUACCGGACUGCAGGAGAGAAUGAGCCCCCGUGGUGCUCCUGGGACCUUCCUCUGAUAUACAGCUACAUCCAGGAUGUCUACUGGAAUGUUGGUCUUCUGCGCUACUAUGAGCUCAGGCAGCUGCCCAAUUUUCUGCUGGCUACACCAGUGGCUGUACUGGUCGUAUGGGCAGCCUGGACGUUCGUGAGCACCCACCCUUGGUUCUGCCUUACACUUGGGCUGCAAAGGAGCAAGGACAGUGAGAGGCUGGAGAAGCCCCGCCCUGGCUUCCUCAGUCCAAAGGUGUUUGUGUACCUGGUCCACGCUGCAGUGCUGCUGCUCUUCGGAGGUCUGUGCAUGCAUGUUCAGGUUCUCACCCGGUUUUUGGGCUCUUCCACUCCUAUUAUGUACUGGUUUUCAGCUCACUUGCUUCAGAGUCACGAACCACUGUUGAGAUCUGUGGACACUGCACCUGGGAGGCCUCUUGAGCACUCCCCACCAGGACAGAAGCCCCUCAGAAACUGUCUCAUGGAACUCCUAUACAACUGGAAGACUUGUUCUCCAGUCACAAAGUGCGUUCUGGCCUACUUCCUGACCUACUGGCUCCUGGGACUACUCCUCCAUUGCAACUUCCUGCCUUGGACUUGACCUGGAGUCUCAAGGGAUGAGCUAGAAGCUGAUGUAACCCAGGGUCUGAAAGCUACAAGACAUCCUGGCUGGGACUGCCCACACAUCCUGACAGCACUGUCCAUUAUGGUCUUCCUGUCUCUGGAGGCCAGUUAGGAGAGGAGACGGUGAGCACAGGAGCCCCUUC